This is a messenger RNA of Chara braunii, 1449 nucleotides long. The record is from the annotation of a GenBank genome assembly. Lineage: Eukaryota; Viridiplantae; Streptophyta; Charophyceae; Charales; Characeae.
GCCAGUCUGUAGCGCAUUUUGGAACACUCUGUGUGUGUGUGUGUGUGUGUGUGUGUGUGUGUGUGUGUGUGUGUGUGUGUGUGUGUGUGNGAGAGAGAGAGAGAGAGAGAGAGAGAGAGAGAGAGAGAGAGAGAGAGAGAGAGAGAGAGAGAGAGAGAGAGAUGGCGGAUCGGGGAUGUGGCAACGGUGAAGUUUCAUAUUGGGUUUCGGAUCAUCGUCGUCAGUGUCUUAGUCCAAUCGAGCGGCUUCGAUGGAGAGGAGUGACGGGCGACCAGUUCAUUUUCGCGAUCGAUUUCUCGAGUCUUAACCGGACAUCAGGCAGGCGUUCCUUCGGCGGCUGCGGUCUUCACGACGUUCACCGCGGCGAUGCGAACCCGUACCUGAAGGCCAUGGCUAUUCUCGGUCAUGCCGUCAGUAACAUCGUUCCCGCCAGACCGGGUCGCCCAAUUUUUCUCGGCUUCGCCGCGGCGGACCGAAAGGUCUUCUCCCUCGGUUCUUCCGAAGAUUGUCUUCGCUAUGAUGUCGAGGCUGGUCUCUGGCGCUACAAGGAGAUAGCGCCAUUUAUUCGCGCUGGACACCCGUCUUCUUCUUCUUAUUCCACUGUGAUUGAUGCUGCUAUGGAGAUCGUCGCCGCCGCCGGCGGUUUUCACAUCUUGGUCAUUCUGACGUGCGGUCGGCUGUUCGACCUCGGAAGUGCCGAUGCCGCCCGGACUCUCAACGCUAUUGAGAAGUCGAGGGGGUGUCCUCUCUCUAUCAACUUCGUCGGUGUUGGGGAUGGCCCAUGGAGUGGGCUUUAUAAUCAAUCGAUUAGGCGAGUUCAUAGUAAUACCAACUUCGUGAAUUUCACGGAGACAUCUGCCAUGCCUAUGGAGCCGCACGAGAAGCAGGAUCGGCUGGUGUCGGCUUGCCUUCGAGCCGCUCCGAGACAGCUGCUGGCUUUCGAAGACAAGCUGGCCCUCUCUAUCUCUCCCCUCGCUGGGGGUGGUCGUCUUCCUCGCCCUCCUCCUCCCUUUGAUUGGGGCAGUCGGAUUCAGUUGCCGCCGGUGAGUGUGCUCCAAGCCGAAGCCGCGGGACAGCUCAUUACCCGCGGGCCGCUGAUGAACUCAGGGCCCUACUCUCCGCACUGGACUCCCUCGUCGUCGUCGUUGGCUUCGUCUUCGAGAUGGAAAAGUAGCCAUCAUGGUUAUGGGAGUGCGAUUCCGAGUGUCGUCGAUCAGGAUCUUGAUGGAUCGCGGUGCUUGCGAUGCAGCUCGACGGCGGAGAUAGUGAACGCGCUGUUCACUGAGUGUGGGCAUCAGACGUGCGUGCCCUGCGCAAUGACGAAAGCGGUCAUGUUCUGCCCUGUGUGCCAGAGCGCAGCCAAUAACUGGGUCGAAGUAUUCAGAUAAAGACUAAGCGGCGGCGGCCGCGCCGCGGCGCAAAGUAGCCUCCUGAUGGAAAAGGGCUCUC